Messenger RNA from Tribolium castaneum (red flour beetle), 2391 nucleotides. RefSeq names its product DP transcription factor (gene Dp). Bases 351 to 1733 code for a protein of 460 amino acids. The transcript has 10 exons. Gene Ontology annotation, cellular component: transcription regulator complex; nucleus. Gene Ontology annotation, biological process: regulation of transcription by RNA polymerase II; regulation of cell cycle. Gene Ontology annotation, molecular function: DNA-binding transcription factor activity, RNA polymerase II-specific; RNA polymerase II transcription regulatory region sequence-specific DNA binding. Lineage: Eukaryota; Metazoa; Arthropoda; Insecta; Coleoptera; Tenebrionidae. The record is from RefSeq and is a predicted model, not a curated record.
GGGAGCGAUGCCUUUGUACCCGCCGCCAAGCUGGUAGUGGCUUUCCUUGCACGAAAUAGCUCAUCUUCAAAAACACCCCCAAGUGUUGUAUCGCAAGCAAGCAGUUAAAAAGCGCGAAAUUAGCAAAUUGCGAUAUUCGAGGAAACUUCGCGAGUUGUUUAAACCGAAUUCGUGGUGCGCGGGGUCCGCCUAUUUCAAUUCCAAAAUAUCGCCUAGUUACAGUCGCCAUUUUUGUUGGAGUUGGAUGGAGAGGAGCUCGGAUUUAAAAACCGGUGCUUUUUCGACAGUGUCCCGUUUUUGAGGAAAUGUGCUAAAGGGGCGGCGAGUGAGUGUUUCGCACGAGAGGGAAAAUGACCCAGCAGAACAGCACAACCAACUGGGUGAUCCAGGGAGCCAAUGGGCAGAUGAUUAAGGUGGUCCAGCCCAGUGGAAAGCCCAUAAGUGGCAUUGUGACCUCGGUGGCAGGGCAGCCCAUGAAGAUUUUCAAAUCGCCGAACAGCCAGGAACCGCUCCAGGUGUAUGGCACUACAGGUUCGUCGCAACAAAUCAUAAGAACAAUAGCAACGACUCCAAAAUUCGUAACAACAAAAGGUAGCACGCUUCAGGUCAGUGGAAUCCCGAAAGGAACGAAAACAUUUCGUUUAACGCCGACUCAAAUGCAAAGUAUAAAAUUUGUUACGCAAAAUAACCAGAAACUGCAACUUAGCCAAAAUGCAACGGCAAUACCAAUUGUACAACAAACACACACAGUCCAAAACAAGAACAAUUCGCCGCCGAUUCUGCAAAGAAAAAGGGCCGAUCCGAUUGAGCUAGAUUUCGUACACGAUUCAAAACGAAGCAGAAAGUCGGAAAAGGUCGGCAAAGGCCUGCGCCACUUCUCGAUGAAAGUUUGCGAAAAGGUGAGGAAAAAAGGCAAAACGACGUACAAUGAAGUGGCAGAUGAGUUAGUAGGGGAAUUCACGAGCGCAUCCAGCAAUAACUCAUUGGCGGAUCAGUAUGACCAAAAAAAUAUCAGACGAAGAGUUUACGAUGCCUUAAACGUACUAAUGGCCAUGAACAUAAUUUCCAAAGAAAAGAAAGAAAUCAGGUGGAUUGGGUUACCGACAAAUUCGCUCCAAGAGUGCAUGCAGUUGGAGCGGGAGAAGCUUAAAAAAAUCGCCUCGAUCAGGGAGAAGAAGAAGCAGUUGCAAGAAUUGAUUUUGAACCAAAUUUCGUUUAAGAACUUAGCUCAGAGGAACAGAGAAAUGGAAGAAAUCAACGGACCACCAGCCCCGAGUUCAUACAUUCAGUUGCCUUUUCUUAUCAUAAGCACAAAUAAAAAGACUGAGAUCGACUGCAGCAUCUCAAACGACAAGAAAGAAUACGUGUUUAAAUUCAACGACAAAUUCGAGAUUAAAGACGACGUGGAAGUCUUGAAAUCAAUUGGGAUGUUGAUGGGACUCGAGAGUGGGAAAUGCACCCCCGAAAAUUUGGAACGGAUCAAAAAGAUGGUCCCAAAGUCGCUCGAAAGCUACGUAGAUCAAUUGGCGUUUGGGGCUGCUGACGAAACUGAAGCUUUAUUGGACGUGGAGGCCCCUGGUACAAGCAGUAUGUUGACUGAAGACUUCGUCGAGACAACUCUGGACGAGGAGAACUCGCACCAGUCCUCCAGCGAUCCCCUCUCUCCAGGUGCCCCCGACUUCAGCGACGACGAGGGGGAUUCGGACAUGUCCAGUGACAUUGAAUUGAACUAGUGUUUAUUCUACAGUGUCUCAAUGUCUGUCCAUGUGAUUGCAGUAAGAGACGAUCGUAUUUCAUUAUUUUAUGUACAUUAUUGUUAAGUACUAAAUUUUAUUCGUCGAUUUUAAUUGCGUUGGACAAAAGGCGGGAGUGUUUGUCGGGGGUUGUGGCAAUGUGGGUAGCUUUUGUCCAACCCAACGAUUAUACAGGUACGUUUUUGUACAUUAAUAUUAGUUUAGUGAUUAACUUUUUUCAACAUUUUCUUUAAUACAUGUAUAUACAAAAUAUACUUUAUGUUGUAUAAAUUCUUCUCUUUGUUUGCAAAUAAAUUUGCACCUGUGAUAACAAGUGCUUGUAAUUUAAAUGUGUUUAAAAGGAAUGGUCAGAUUUUUGUAGUGGACCAAUAUUUUUUGAUUAGAGUAUUCCAAAAAAAGAUUAAAAGUUUAGAUUGCUUCGAAGUUGAGUAAUUCUUUAUUCUUUUGACGGUUUGUAAAUAAGUACAGGAGCGGAAAGCUGUUUAGGUUUCUUUUGUAUAUAAUAAGAUUAAAUCUUUUAUAUACUCCUUUUUUAUUGUUAUUUAUAAAACUUAAUUUUAGUUGUUAAUUAUAAAACUAAGUUUUUCUUGACUUUACAAUAGACUCCAGUUUGUAAAAAAUAAAUCAUUUAAAUUAA